This is a messenger RNA of Poecilia latipinna (sailfin molly), 2005 nucleotides long. RefSeq names its product BEN domain containing 7 (gene bend7). Gene Ontology annotation, molecular function: DNA binding. The coding region runs from base 98 to 1879 and encodes 593 amino acids. The record is from RefSeq and is a predicted model, not a curated record. The transcript is spliced from 10 exons. Lineage: Eukaryota; Metazoa; Chordata; Actinopteri; Cyprinodontiformes; Poeciliidae.
UUUUGCGCCGAGUGCGUCCUAUAGGCUGGAGGCACUGAUUUGGCGUUGUAGUGAGAGAUUUUCCCAUUGUUCGACUUUCUGAAUUAUUCUCUUGAAGAUGGAGUUUGGGGAAAGGAAGAGGAGAAGAAAGUCGCAAAGCUUCAAACUGGUCACGGAUGAAGGUGGUGAUUCCUGCAUGGGAUGGGAGGAGGGAGUGUUCUGCUCCUCACACUCCAUCAAUCUGCAAAGCUUCGUUGACUCAAUUAAGCUACAGUCCCAUUUUUCCCUUCGUUUUUUUUUUUUUUUUUUUUUUUUUUUUUUUUACCGACACUCUUUUCUGUCAUAUCUAGAUUUCGGCUCUUCAUAUGGGAUAAAUUCCAGCUGCAGAGAUGCCAAUGGUGAGAGUAGGGAUGCUGCCGCGCCUCAAGUCUGGAUGGGCGACGGGAGCAUGGAAAUCAAGAAACAGAUCACUGGAAUGAUGAGGCUCCUGGGUGACAAGACUGGCAGAGGCUAUCAGCGUUUGGGUGUCGAGCAGAACAGCUCAACAAAAAAUCCCCAGGAAAGUCAACUGAACUGCAUGCACUCACCUCCAGUUUUACCUGUUGUGUCAGAAGACCAAAGCUGGAGCUCUCCAGGAGACCCAGAGCCUCCACCCUCAUCCAAAUCAACGUCGCUCCCUAAUGGUCAAGCCUGCAGCCAGUACAGUACCCGCUCCAGAGGACUCAGGACUGUCAGCAUCACAAAGGAUUUAAUAAAACCCAGUGAAACAAAAGAUGAGCUCCGUCCUGCUGUGCCAGAAAUCCCCUGCUGCAUGUGUAACUGUAAAGGAACCUUGCAGGCGAUAUUGCACGAGCUCCGUGCAAUGAGGAGGCUGAUGCAGACUCAGAAAGGAACAUUUGAAAGGCGGGAACACACUAAAUCAUCAUGCCAGCCUCACGUCAGCCUUAGUUCUUCUCCACGCCGCAUCUCUCAGAAGAGAAGACCUAUGUAUAAGGUGACUCCACUGAGUCUCUGUGGAACCGGAAGAACGGCUCUUUUUUCUCCAGGGGGUUCGACUCUGAAAACUUCACCCCGGGAAGAUGCAAAGCAAAAGGAAUGUGAGAAACUCGACUCAUCUCUGAUCUCCUGUGAUGUUUCUGAGCCACCAUCUAGGAAUGAUCAGAUAGCAGACUCUGGCACACACGGUCCUCUUCUGAAAGCACUCGGUGGACAUCAGGCAUUAGAGUCUGACGUUCGCCUUGCGGAGGAUUAUGAUGUGUUUAUCUCAAAGGCCCAGCUAGACUCCAUUUUGGUCAACUAUACACGCUCUGGCAGCCUCCUGUUUCGUAAGCUGGUGUGUGCCUUCUUUGACGAUGCUACUUUAGCUAAUUCUCUGCCAAAUGGUAAAAGGAAGCGAGGGCUCAACGACAACCGUAAGGGCUUGGACCAGAACAUUGUGGGUGCUAUUAAAGUGUUUACAGAGAAAUACUGCACUGAACACAGAAUAGAGAAGUUGCCUGGACCACGAGACUGGAUGCUGCAGAUGCUGAGGAAAACUCAAAUGAACCAUCUACAAGUACUAACCUCACAUGAAUCUGCCCGCAACUGCCUGGCUUUCACACACACACAUUUACAGCAGGGUUUCAUUUUUAACAGGUUUGAAAGUGAUGAGCAGAAAUUGUUAAACAAGACUGAUUUCAUCAGCUGCCACUAUUGCCUGGCAGCAGAUCAGUUUAUCUUUAAUAUUUCUCUGGCUUUAUUCAUUUGUCACCCUCCGUCUUUCCUUUAUAUCAGUGAUCAACAAUUUGAAUUGCACAACAAAAGGUCACAGAGUGUUCAAAAUAAUUAUCUGCUAUCAAUAAAUCACACAUUUUACUGUACAUAUGUGCCUGCUGGAGUUUACAUCAGGGCACAGACUUAAACCACCAGGAUCUGGGAUACUGAGUCAUUAUACGGAAGAGGUAAAGAAAACUGAAAAAUGACCUGCAGUUAAAAAUGAAAAACACUUUCAUCUGCUUUUAUGAUGGUACUAAAAGGGAUAAGACCU